AUGGCACCUAGUCUUCCAUUUAACUCUCAAACGCUUGUUAAGGAGUACCGCGCAAAAGUAUGGGCUCUUCCAAUUGAUCCAGUCGAAUUUAUCACUCGAUUAGAAGCGUAUAAUGCCGCAAGGACUCAGAUCGAUUGCCUCCAUGAGGUCUAUAGGUCUAAAUCCGUAAAUGACAUUCAAAAAUUGUCUGUCGAGAUCUUGGAUAUGAUCGCCGGUGAAAUUCUCGAUACUGAGCAUGAUAAGAGAACACUUCAAAGUUUGAUUGAAGUUUCAGACUUAGCAGGGCUAGAGGAUGCUUUCCUUGAUGCAUUGGAUGAUCAGUUGGGAACAUUUGAAGACGUUGAAAAAGAAAGGCAUUAUGGUGGAAUGAAAGCAAAGCUCGCUUGUGUAGAAGACUUUCAGCGGUCUCUUGAGGCCUGGAAUCUGAAGAAACAGCUUGGAGUAUAUCCAAAGCUUCAAAUUGCUAAAGACUAUUUUGAAGACCACCUAGACGAUGAAGAUAUCGAAGAUGAGAUGGGGUAUGCUGAAGAUUAUGAUGAGAGCGGGAACAGCAAAGCCUGUUGGAAAGUCGAUCUUAGUGCCUACAUAAUACUCGAUGAGGAUCCAUCUGAAGCACGUAAUGCGCCGGAAAUCCAAUUAUUGGGCAUCAGAGGGCAGCAGACGAUUGGAAGGGUGACGGAUGCCAAACAGGAACAAAAGUUUGCAAGGGCACUGAGAGUGCUUAAGCUUAUACCUCUGGGCUCUCCACAACUGAUGAGUGUGGUACGCAAAGGGGCGAUGGAAGAACAGAAGAUCGAACAUAUGGUCGCAGGGAACAGCCACUACGAAGGAAGCAUCAUAGAUUACCUCGAAGUGCAGACCUUGCGCCAGCGCUCAUAA
Molecule: messenger RNA, 879 nt
Organism: Bacidia gigantensis
Lineage: Eukaryota; Fungi; Ascomycota; Lecanoromycetes; Lecanorales; Ramalinaceae
Exons: 4
Coding region: 1-879 (292 amino acids)
Source: RefSeq, a predicted model, not a curated record